AUGCCUUGGGUUCCAUUAUCUUUUGCGUCUUCUUCAGGAGCCAUGGCUUUGUGCUCCAUCUUCUCCCCUCGUGUCCCUGUUCGAUUCAGACCAAAACCCAUUUCCCCUUUCCUCUCAAAACCCAUGUUUGCUCUAUCUUAUAGGGUUUACUCUUCCCUGCAACCUACUCCCUCUACCAAAGAUGAACUUGGGACUGUUAGCAUUGGGUUUCUGGGUAUCGGCAUCAUGGGUUCUCCAAUGGCACAAAACCUCAUCAAAGCUGGGUGUGAUGUGACUGUAUGGAACCGAACUAAGAGCAAAUGUGAUCCUCUCAUUGGAUUAGGAGCAAAGUACAAGUCUUCUCCUGAAGAAGUGACUGCUGCUUGCGAUGUCACUUUUGCGAUGCUAGCGGAUCCUGAAAGUGCAAUUGAUGUUGCCUGUGGAAAGAAUGGAGCGGUAUCUGGAAUUAGUUCAGGAAAAGGGUAUGUUGAUGUCUCAACCGUUGAUGCUGCCUCAUCGAUUUUAAUUAGCAAGCGUAUAAAGGAUACCGGAGCAUCAUUUUUGGAGGCACCAGUUUCGGGUUCCAAAAAGCCUGCCGAAGAUGGGCAGUUGAUAUUCCUCACAGCAGGUGACAAGCCACUAUACGAAAAAGUUGCUCCUUUCUUAGACAUCAUGGGAAAGUCAAGAUUCUAUUUGGGUGACGUUGGUAAUGGAGCAGCAAUGAAGCUUGUCGUCAACAUGAUCAUGGGAAGUAUGAUGGCAUCAUUUGCCGAGGGAAUACUUCUAAGCCAGAAAGUAGGACUUGAUCCAAACGUACUGGUCGAGGUUGUCUCACAGGGAGCUAUCAAUGCGCCAAUGUACUCGCUUAAGGGCCCUUCAAUGAUCAAGUCAGUGUACCCUACAGCAUUUCCAUUGAAGCACCAGCAGAAGGAUAUGAGACUCGCACUCGGACUAGCGGAAACCGUUUCUCAAUCCACUCCGAUUGCAGCAGCAGCAAACGAGCUUUACAAGGUUGCGAAAUCUUAUGGAUUAAGCGAUGAAGACUUCUCUGCGGUUAUCGAAGCACUAAAAGCUGCAAAAUCCCAAGAAGCUUAA
Arabis nemorensis is the source of this 1074-nucleotide messenger RNA. The record is from the annotation of a GenBank genome assembly. NCBI's taxonomy places the organism in Eukaryota, Viridiplantae, Streptophyta, Magnoliopsida, Brassicales, Brassicaceae.